Molecule: messenger RNA, 3597 nt
Organism: Oldenlandia corymbosa var. corymbosa
Lineage: Eukaryota; Viridiplantae; Streptophyta; Magnoliopsida; Gentianales; Rubiaceae
Source: the annotation of a GenBank genome assembly
AUGACUCCGUGCGCACUAGCUCUUAUGGGGAAAUUGGGACUAGCUCUUCUUCGAGGAGUUGAAAUCCUUGUGGGAAUCAUGGAUUCCGUACUUCAAAAUUUGAGAGAUCUUCUGCAGUAUACAGUUCCAGUUGAGGACCUUGAAAUAAAUGCAACAUUCUUGAAGAACUUCAUUCUUUUUGCCAUGUCUCGAGGACUUGACCACGGGCAGAUGAAAGAUCUGUUGAUACACAUUGAAGCCUUGGUUCUUGAUGGUGCUCGCUUCACAUUCAUGUCAUGGUAUGAUCUCUAUCAUAAACAGCAGUAUGGUCUCCACCGUAAGAUGAUGAAUAACAUUUACCAACUUAUUGAUAGAAUUAAGCCUUAUGAGUCGCAUGUUGGCAGAAUUUAUGUUGCUGUCCUUCAGGAAGCUUCCAAGUCAGAGUUAUACCAUCAUCCCUUCACAAGAAGUCAUAGGGUUGUGUUGGGGAACUUUGUCGAUUCCCUCCUCAUUCUGCUUGCGGAUCUAUUUGUUUUGGGUACAAGUCAUGUGAACAAGUUUUACCACCAAAUGCAGAAUCUCUUAGAGGAAAUGACCUUUUUGAGAACUAUUUUAAGAGAGCACCACAUUGAGACAAUGCAGCACCUUAUUGAAGUUGUGAUUUGUGAUGCAGGUAUCUUAAUUUUCAAUCUUUUUGUAGAAAGUGAAGAUGACGGAGCCUUGAUUGAAAAAUUGGAGCUUCUUUUUUCAGAUUUAGAGGAAAAGUUUAAACUUAUCUUGCCUCAGACCAGUGUGGUGGGAUUCGUUGAUUCUGUUUUGGGAAAAAUGAAAUUAGUUAGUGGUAUUGAUGGUGAUUCAGGUGCUUGGAUAAGGGAUAACCUCCAAAGUCUCCACGAUGAUCUUACAUAUUUAAGAUCUUUGCUGGCAACUCUUAUGGCGCAGUGCAACCUAAAUGAGAAGCUCCAAACACUCAAGAACCGCAUUGUUUUAAUAACCAAGGAAACUGACUUUGUCCUCGAUUCUUCAAACUCUCAAACUCUAGUUUGGCGACUGAAUACCAUCAUGGAAAAUGUCAAACUUACUAAGGCUGAUGCUUUGGAAACUUACAGUAAGAUGUCUUUGGAAAGGGAGAUCCCAAUGUCAAAUGAGCAUGUGGUGGGCUUGGAUGAUGCAGCACGAAGGAUAACUGAUGUACUCGAAAGAGGAACAAGACAUGUAGACAUUAUUUCCAUUGUGGGUAUGCCUGGAUUGGGGAAAACUACAUUGGCUAAGAAAGUUUACAGUGAUCCUGCUAUCACCCUCCACUUUCAUAUUCGUUCAUGGUGUCAUGUUUCUCAAGUAUAUACAAAGAAGAACAUGUUGCUUGAGAUUUUGCGUGGCGCUUGUAACAGUAAGCUUCUUGACAAACACUUCCUUAUGAACGAUGAUGAUUUGGCAGAGGAGCUCUGCAAACAUUUAAAGGGAAAAAGAUAUCUAUUCGUCUUGGACGAUGUUUGGGAUAUUGCAUCUUGGGAAAGCUUGAAGAACUCAUUACCGGAUGAUAAUACUGGAAGUAGAAUUCUCCUGACAAGUCGAGAUCACAGGGUAGCUUUACAAAUAAAUUCAGAUGGAAAACUACACCAUCUUCGUUGGCUCAACGAUGAUGAGAGCUGGAAACUACUGCAGAAGAGGCUGUGUAUUGGAGAAGACUGUCCUCCACAAUUGGUCUCCCUUGGGAAGGAAAUAUCACAGAAUUGCAAGGGAUCACCACUGAUGGUUCUAGUGGUUGCUGGGCUUCUUUUAAACAUGCAGCAAGCCACUUGGGAAGAAGUUGCAAAAAGCUUGAGAGGGGGUACUUUAUCUAUCACAGAACAAUGUAGGGAGACUUUAGAAUUGAGCUUUUCUCAUUUGCCACAUUAUUUGAAACCUUGCUUUCUUUAUUUUGGUGCAUUUCAUGAAUGCCUAAAAAUACCCGUCCGGAACUUGUUGUGGCUUUGGAUUGCUGAAGGACUCGUGGAGAAAACUGAAAGAGCUCGCCUAGAGGAUGUUGCUGAGGAGUACAUGAUGGAGUUGACUCAAAGAAGUUUAGUUAUGGUUGCUGAGAAAGGGUCUAGGGGCAGGGCCAAAUCUUGCAUCCUUCAUGACCUUUUGCGUGACUUCUGCAAGGCAAAAUGCAACGAGGAGAACUUUCUGCACAGCUUCAAUGGAAAUCUAGUUAAUACUAUUGAGCCAAGAAUUUUGUACGGGUUGCAUAUUUACCCAAGGAGAGACGAUUCACCCGAUUCAAGGCUUUGUUGUCCUCGUUUACGCACUCUUCUGGUUGUUUCUGAUGAUGAAACAUGGUAUCAAAGACAUCGGUAUAAUAUCUUGUACAAGGGUUGUGAGUCUGAACUCUUACAAUUCCUGGACUUAAAGAGACUCAGCAUUGCGCCUUUUUUCCCAAGAGUAGUUGAAUUACAUUUUCAAUUGAGGUACUUGGCCUUGGCGUUGUAUAUUGAAGGUGAGAUACUGACCAUCCCAUCAUCAAUUGCUAAUCUAUCAAAUCUGCAAACUUUUAUUGUUGAAGGGAGUGGACUUCGUGUUUCAUUGCCAGAUACUGUGUGGAAUAUGGAGAAUUUAAGGCAACUGUGUAUUUCUGAGUCUGCUUGUUGGGAGUUGUCUCAAGAAAGAACUAAAAACCACUCCAAUCUAGAAACUCUUUCCACUGUAAGUUUUCCUUGCGGCCAUAAAAUGGAAGAGGUAAUGAGAAAGUUUCCCAAUAUCCGAAGACUUAGAUGCAAUCUUGUUAUGGCAGGAGCAUGCACUGGUGACUGCAAGGUUCUGGCACUAGACUUUCUGAGUCAACUAGAAUCACUCACUCUCUCUCAAAUUCACAAGGAAUUUCAUGACUUGAGCUUUCAUUUUCCCAGAAAUCUAAAGAAGCUAGUUCUGUCAAACUUUUUGCUUCCUUGGAGUAAAAUUUCUUUAGUUGAUGGGCUACCAAAUCUCGAGGUUCUUAAGUUACUGGAGAAUGCAUUUGCAGGGAAAUUAUGGGACAUGGGAGAAGGGAAAUUUCCCAAACUCAGAUUCCUGAAGUUGGCAGACCUGGACAUAGUCCAGUGGACAAACUCGAAUGAAAGUUUUCCCUGUCUUGAGAAACUAGUGUUGGAAAGAUGCCAGUUAUUGGAGGAGAUCCCUUCCCAUUUAGCAUAUAUUCCGACACUUCAACUGAUUGAGGUGUCCGACUGUGGAUCUGCCAUGGGUGCAAUAAAGCAAAUUCAGGAAGAAUACAUGAAAAGUUCAGGAGAUGAGCUUCUGAAGAUCCUUUUUCACCCUCCACAAUGGGAACAUUUAAGCUCAGGGUUGGAUUGAAAAGGUAAGCUCCAAAGUAAUCCCAUAAUGUCAUUUUCUUAAGCAUCAUUAAGCUCAUGCUCCAGAACACUCUCGUGUAUCGAACCUGUUUUUCAGCGCCAUAUGUCAUGAACUAUUCAAGCGUGUUGCAAUUCUGCAUAAAGCGUGAGAAAGAAACUGUUUUAGCUGUUUAAAUUCUGUAUUACAGCAUAUUUUUGCAACUAUUUGUCUCAUAACCUGAAAUAGUGAAGGAUGUGCACAUCUUGCCUUGUGGAUCAGAAAAUAUGAGUUCUUCAGAGUCUGAUAUGA